GUCUUUUUCAAAAUAAACCCGUUCAGUCAGUGCAGUCUGUGCGGAUAUGAAGCUAGCUAACCUUCAAUAACUACAAUUAUACACACAUCUACAAAGAUGGAUACAGUUCCGAUAAACAAGAACGAAGAAAAUGUACUUACCCGAAAAGAAAUUCGGCGUCAAAAGUUGAUGGAAUUCCUCGCAGCAAAAGCAAACCUGACUCUAUCCAGUAAAAAACCGAACAUGGGUAAAGAUGAGACAUUGAAAAGCUCUUCUAAAGUGCCCAAUGGCAAAGAGAACAAGAUUCCUGCUCCCAACAACGAUGUUAAAGUUAAAACACUACAGCCCACUUCUGUUCAAAAACCUCUGGGUCUUAAAAACUCAACCAAAACAAGUUCCAGCAACCUGUAUGGAAAGCAGAACAGUAAAAAUAUAUCCACCACAGCGACUAAAGAUGCAAAAGGUCAAUACCAAAUACCAGUUUUCACAAAGAUCUACACAAUUGUAAACUCCAAAUCCACAUCAAAUGCAGCCAGUCAAAAGCAGCCAUUUACAAGAGUGCCCUCUGUUGGCAAGAUUUCAUCAAAGACCCUCUCUGAUUCUUGUGCUGUUAAAGUGUCAAACAUCACUACAGCCCUAUGUACAAAUGCUGCAUCUGCUACUAUGAACAAAACUGAAAAUGGAAGAAUGAUCCAUGGACCCAUUAUUAAGACCAGAACGGGACUGAUGCCUGCGGUAAUUCAACCCAGAAACUCAAAACCAAACAUUUUGUCAACUGUUGCCGACACAAAAAUGUCUACCUACAAGGCGCGAUCCAAAAGCUUGUCACACAGACCUGUUUCACAGCCUUCAAUUACUUCUUUGAGAAAAACCAUCUCUACAGUCGCUCUUAGACCUGUGAGUGAGAAGACAGUUACUAUGGCGACAAGAGGGGAAAAUAAAGCACAAAACAAGUCUCGUCCUUCAACUGCGACAAGUAAAAUUGUUGAGAAACCGCGAUGUAAUACGCUUUCUGAUAGACUGCAGUCAUUAUCAAGAUGCUCUACAAGGUCUGUAAAUCCAGACACAAAGGUACAAACUACUAAGACGAAAUCUACAGUUGCUCUCAAAGUGGACAAAAAUAAGCCAGGCCUCGGAAAACCACCAAGCACCAUGACAACAAAUCGGGAUAAUUUCAGAGUGCACAGAGUGGCUACUGCAUGUAACCACGGAGACAAAAGCAAGAUUUCCAAAGAGAUUCAAACCAAGAAAACAUCAAAACCGUUCCAUGCACCUGUUGCACCAAAAGAAAAUAAAAGGCCCAUAGUACCACAGUCCGCUCCACAACCGUCCAGGGCCCGGAACCUCAGCAGCCGGCCCACCAGCAUGAAGACCCCAGAGAGGAGCACUCCACAGCCUGAUACCAAACCACUUACUGCUGCUCAGGACCGAAUAAAAAAGCUUCAGGAAUGGAGAGCGGCGAAGGGAAUUUCAUACAAGCGUCCUCCGAUGUUCGUCAAGUCUCAGGCCAGACGCACUGUUGCAGUACCUCAGCCCUUCUGGUCCCACAUGGGAGAGGAGGACAAAGCACACACCCUGAUUUGUGCUGUAGACCGCUCCCUGGAAGAUUGCAUCAAACUUUUGGGGGAGGGUUGUUCUACACACCAGGUCAAAGAAGUGCUCUCCAGACUACCAGUAGUUUCGCAGAAGUUUGCAAAGUAUUGGAUUUGCCAGGUCCGUCUGAUGGAACAGGAGGGAGACCUAGAUGUUCUCCCCGUGUUUGAGAAGGCAGUUGGACUUGUUUUGGAGCCCAUAGAUGAGCUCCGCACUGUGGUGUUUGAGAUUCUGAAGAAAAGGGAUGACAACCAAGAUAAAGAAACGGAACAAACUGGAGAUUCUUUGGAAGCGCUGAACCCUGUAACACCAAAACCUUCCAGAGCCCUGAUUUGUGCAGAGAAAGGAAACUCCUCCAUGGUCAAAUACAAGAUUACAGCCACACCAGGUGGUCACCCGAGUCAGCGCCGAGACUCCACAGUUGUGAAUGGACAGGAAGUGCGCUUCUUCACUCCGGUGCGGCGCUCUGUUCGUAUCGAGAAGGCAGCUCCUCGGUACCCGGUGUCCCUCCAAGACCACGACCUUUGCGUUGCUUCAUACAAUGAUCUGAUCGCUGAGGAAGAGAGGCAGAUUGCACAGCAAGGCCAGUCUGAAGGCUCCCCUGCUGUGCACAACUCACCCAUGUACAUCUACAGGGAGAACGAAGCACUGAGAGAUAAGGUGUUUGUAGAAUAUGUCUGCAACGAUGAAUGAAUUAACUAUCUUUAAUACAUAGAAAAGAUGUUUUUUACCUUGUACAGUGUUGUCAUAUGAAAACUUGUUUUGGGGAGGGAUUGGUGUCUUUUAUCAAUAUCCAGUUUUUUAUAUUUAUUUUAAAUGUAACAAGUGAUGUUGUCAAUACAGUUAUGUCUUGUGAUUUGUCUUUAAAGGUCCUAUAUUGCACAAAAUUGACCCUUGUGAGCAUUCAGCCAUGUUAGAAUGUUGGUACCUCCUAAAAAACAUAUACCUGGAGUUGUUUUGUUUCAUUCACACAUGUUUGUGUGAAUGAAACAAUUAUUGGGUUGUCUACACAUCCAAAGCUCAAAAUGCUCUGUUCCACCUUCUGAUGUCAUGAAGUGAUAGUUUUCAAGUUAACAGCUAACUUUUACCAUUAGUUCAGUAGAGAUUCGCAAUUCAAGGGCUGAAAUCAUCCAAAUGAUUCUGGUGAAGGUGUAUCGAGUUUUAAAAACACAGUGGAGCACUUCCUGUAUUACCACAUGACAUCACAAGGUGGAACAGAGUGAGUGAGGAAACAACAUUAGAAAAUAGAUUUAAAAAACAGCAUAAUAUGGGCUCUUUAAAGGUGCAUUAUGCAACUUUUUGGUGGGAGCCAGCAUUUUGUCUCUAUGGAGAUGUUAUUCCUUUACCUAGUAUGUCUUAUACAGUGUUAAACUGUGUGUGACCUGUAACUUGGCCUGGUGGUGCCAUUUGCUUUUUUAAAUGCCAAAAUGUUACAUAAUGCACAUUUAAGGGAUAUUUAGUUCUUUGCAGUGUCUCAUUGUUUCAGGUCAUAGCAUUGUAAUAAGUUAAAAGUAUGUUCUUUUUACCAUGUGAUGGUCUAUGUAUUCAUAUAAUGUACAUAAUAAGUAAAUGGCUUCUUUGAU
Messenger RNA from Periophthalmus magnuspinnatus, 3155 nucleotides. It is a transcript of the gene ckap2l, whose product is annotated as cytoskeleton associated protein 2-like. The record is from RefSeq and is a predicted model, not a curated record. Gene Ontology annotation, cellular component: centrosome; cytosol; mitotic spindle. The coding region runs from base 97 to 2265 and encodes 722 amino acids. NCBI's taxonomy places the organism in Eukaryota, Metazoa, Chordata, Actinopteri, Gobiiformes, Gobiidae. The transcript is spliced from 9 exons.